UAUUGCGUUCUCUUCAGUGACCUCAAGGUGUUUCUGCUCGGGCCACAGGCUCCUACAAACCCCAUGAGCGGACAAACAGCCAGAAUCAGCCCGUAUGCCAAGGAUAACAACAAUACCUUACGAGCCCACCGGCUCCGGGACUGGAGUGCGCCGUCCACAGAGGAGGAGGCUGCGGACGGAUGCGCGUGGACGGGUGCCGCGGCGGAGGAGUUCCCCAAGGACCGGAGGGAUGACAGAUUCUCCUUCAUCAGCUAUGCAGAAGGAACCCCGGUGUGCAGGAUAUGCUUCCAGGGGCCGGAACAGUGCAGUAAUCCAAACGGAGAUAUCCAUAUCAGACCUACUUUUCAGAUUAAUGGGUGAGCUGCUGAGCCCGUGUCGCUGCAGUGGCUCUGUACGCAGCACUCAUCAACCGUGUCUCAUCAAGUGGAUCAGUGAAAGAGGCUCGUGGGCUUGUGAACUCUGUUACUACAAGUAUCAGGUGAUCGCCAUCAGCACCAAGAACCCACUGCAGUGGCAAGCGAUUUCGCUCACCGUCAUUGAGAAGGUUCAGAUCGCGGCGGCGAUCUUGGGUUCGCUCUUCCUCAUCGCCAGCAUCUCCUGGCUGGUCUGGUCGUCUCUCAGCCCUUCGGCCAAGUGGCAACGGCAAGACCUGCUCUUCCAGAUCUGUUAUGGGAUGUACGGCUUCAUGGACGUCGUCUGUAUCGCUCUAAUCGUCCACGAGGGCCCAUCCGUUUUCCGUAUAUUCCAUCGCUGGCAGGCCGUCAAUCAGCAGUGGAAAGUUUUAAACUACGACAAAAAGCAAGACAGUGAGGAGCAGAAGAAUAAUGAGGAAUGGACGCGUUCGCUGCUCCACCAGAGAGAGCCGGCGGGAGCGGACGUCUCUCCUUCACCGUCUUCACUCAUGGCUGCUGCUGGGACGCAGACACUCACAAACAUUACAGCGGCCGCGCAGGACUCCUACCAGACUAAUGCUCUCGCUGACGGACCAGCUUUACAAGACCAACACUGUCCCUAUAACCUCCUGCAUUUACUGAGUCACCUACGGCCACACGAGGCACGAAGCCCUGCCACUAACAUCAGCACAAACACCACUAAACCUAGAGAAGUGGUUAUGAGAGUCACUACCGUCUGACUGGAGGCCCUCCGACUCUUUUCAGCACAGAGAAACAAUAUGCACAGUGUUGGAACUGUUGGAUUAUUUAUGACUUUUACAUUCUGAUACUGAUAACAAACAUGUGGGUUUUUAAUUGCAGAUGCUGAGAUCUUAAAAGCAGGUUGGACUGCUGAUGAAUUUAAAGGCACAGUUCACCUAAAAAUGGACAUUGUCAUUCUUUGAUGUUCUGAACAUGUAUCAUGUCAUUUUAUUUCCUGUGGAACACGAAAAGAGAAUUCAUGAAGAAUCUUCACACAUACAACAACAACUGAUUGUGAACAAUGUCAAGCUUCUAAAAGCACCA
Messenger RNA from Carassius auratus (goldfish), 1457 nucleotides. RefSeq names its product E3 ubiquitin-protein ligase MARCH4-like. Gene Ontology annotation, molecular function: ubiquitin-protein transferase activity; zinc ion binding. Gene Ontology annotation, biological process: protein ubiquitination. The coding region runs from base 95 to 1132 and encodes 345 amino acids. The transcript has 5 exons. NCBI's taxonomy places the organism in Eukaryota, Metazoa, Chordata, Actinopteri, Cypriniformes, Cyprinidae. The record is from RefSeq and is a predicted model, not a curated record.